AUGAUAGAUGGCCACAACCUCGCAGGCAAGUCUCCGUCAGCGUGCCUGUUGUACUCAGAGAUUCCGACGCACCUGCUGCGAGCCGAACUCCACCGAAGACAGCAAGAUGGGCAGGAACGACCAGCCUGCGGAACCAAGGGAGGCAAAGGACACUACAACACAUCCCUACACGUGUUUGCUCUCUUCCUGAUCCUCACAUUGAGCACCGCAGUAAUUGUGAAGCGCUUCCCCAGCAUUCCCAUACCUCACCAGUUUCUCUUCCUCUCACGGCACUUUGGAACCGGUGUCCUUAUCGCGACAGCCUUCGUGCACCUGCUACCCACUGCCUUCGAGUCCCUCACCGACCCAUGUCUGCCAUACUUCUGGAAUCAUGGCUACUCGGCCAUGCCGGGCCUGAUAGCCAUGACGUCCGUCUUUGUCGUUGUUGCCAUCGAAAUGUUCUUUGCAUCCAAAGGUGCGGGACAUUCACAUUCGGCCGACUAUGAAAGCUUGCGACCUGCCAAUCACGAUGCUCCUACACGGCCACGACACAAGAAAAGCCAUAGCUAUGGCAGGUAUAGCAAUGGCACAUCGGCGGCGAACGGUCUUGUACCUCCAAUCGUGUUGCACGAUAUCGGCUCCUCGGACGGUUUGAUGGCGAACCGAUCGCCCUCGUUGGCAUCACCAAUGACACCGAACCCUCCUCAUGCCAACGGUGGUGUAGCUCGCGAUUCGGUUGAUAGUGAUGGCUCAGAUCUUGAGAUUCGCCCAGAAGAGCUUGGCCCGCAAGUGGAGGAUGACCAAGACGACUCCAGUCUACUGCGGCAUUCCCAAGCCCAUAAGCAGGCCCAUCAUCCUCGCGACCACUCAGAACCACCUGAAAAGACCGAGGCGCAGAAUCAAAAACUGCUGCUCCAGUGCUUAUUGCUCGAGGCAGGCAUCUUGUUCCACAGCGUCUUCAUCGGCAUGGCAUUUGCUAUCAAAUUCCCUGCUGGAUCAAUGAAGCCCUGGUUGAUGGCACUGGCAUAUGGCACCACCACACCAAUCGGCCAGGCAAUAGGGCUCGCCAUCCACACCUUGUAUGACCCUGCGAGUCAAGUUGGACUGCUCACCGUUGGUUUCAUGAAUGCCAUAUCCAGCGGUCUUUUGCUGUUCGCCGGCUUAGUCGAGCUUCUUGCCGAGGACUUUCUCAGCGACGAAAGCUACCAUGUUUUGAAGGGGAAGCGACGAUUGCAAGCUUGCGCUAGUGUUGUGAGCGGCGCUGCGCUGAUGGCGUUAGUCGGCGCAUGGGCAUAA
Parastagonospora nodorum SN15 is the source of this 1275-nucleotide messenger RNA. RefSeq lists its product as hypothetical. Gene Ontology annotation, biological process: zinc ion transmembrane transport. The transcript has 4 exons. Gene Ontology annotation, molecular function: zinc ion transmembrane transporter activity. Gene Ontology annotation, cellular component: plasma membrane. The record is from RefSeq and is a predicted model, not a curated record. Lineage: Eukaryota; Fungi; Ascomycota; Dothideomycetes; Pleosporales; Phaeosphaeriaceae. The coding region runs from base 1 to 1275 and encodes 424 amino acids.